AUGGCUCGCCUCCGUGUUGGCAGUCUUCACUGGCUGCAUUCCCUCCACAAGUACUGGCAGAUUAGCCCCAACCCGGGCAAUAGCUGCCAACCCGCCGUGGCUGGCCUUAUCGUCUGGUCUUCCUUCGCCGCGAAUAUCGCAUCUGAUAUCUACCUCAUCGUCAUUCCCCUCCCGCUUCUCUGGGGUUCCAGGCUUCGCCUUGUCAAAAAAAUCGGUUCCACUCUCGUCCUGAGCGCCGGUAUCUUCCUCCUUGUCUGCGCCACCCUGAAGAAUAUCUUCGUCGACGACAUCAACGGCGCUGAACUCGCCGGCACCCGGGGCACCCGCGAGGCCUUCGUAGCUGUCGUCACCACCAACCUCCCCAUGGUCUUCCCCCUCUUCAAGUCCUGGCUCAAGCCCCUCUUCGGCUCCACUUCGCAGCGCACCACCGACAACAAGUACAAGACCCCGGACGGGUUCCGCCGCGGCAACGGCAACAGUUCCAACAUCCUGACCAGCGUCACCUUCACCGAGAGAGAGGAGCGAAUCGUCAACGAAAUCAAGAUGCAGAACAUGAAGACGGAAGUCUCGGGCGGCGGCACAACCCACGUGCACAAGGAGUGCGAAGGGCAGAAGGGCAUCGUCGUGCUGACCGAGUUUGAUGUCAGUGAGGAUGCGAGGAGUGUGCAGCACAGUGAGCCUGGGCCGCCGCCGGCAAAGCCGAAGAAGGCCUGGUAA
Podospora pseudopauciseta is the source of this 717-nucleotide messenger RNA. RefSeq lists its product as uncharacterized. The transcript has 2 exons. The coding region runs from base 1 to 717 and encodes 238 amino acids. Lineage: Eukaryota; Fungi; Ascomycota; Sordariomycetes; Sordariales; Podosporaceae. The record is from RefSeq and is a predicted model, not a curated record.